Molecule: messenger RNA, 809 nt
Organism: Malus domestica (apple)
Lineage: Eukaryota; Viridiplantae; Streptophyta; Magnoliopsida; Rosales; Rosaceae
Product: geranyl diphosphate phosphohydrolase-like
Biological process (GO): dGTP catabolic process
Cellular component (GO): cytosol
Molecular function (GO): 8-oxo-7,8-dihydrodeoxyguanosine triphosphate pyrophosphatase activity
Source: RefSeq, a predicted model, not a curated record
GAUUGACUGACUCACUGAGCAGUCCACUAUAUAUAGAAGGAGAGGCGGUUAGGCUACGACAUCCAGUGCAAACAAAGACACAAAAAGCAUGGUUGAGCAAACACAAAACAUGCAAAACGGGAUUGCGGCGCCGAGAGUGGUGGUUGUGGUGUGCCUGUUGAAAGGGAAGAAGGUGCUCUUAGGACGCCGUCGUUCCUCCAUUGGUGACUCCAAGUUUUCCCUCCCCAGUGGUCACCUCGAGUUCGGUGAGAGCUUUGAGGAGUGUGCAGCAAGAGAGCUGAAGGAAGAAACUGACUUGGACAUUAAAAAUAUAGAAUUGCUGACGGUCACAAACCAUGUGUUCCUAGAGGAAGCGAAGCCGUGCCACUACGUGGCGAUUGUCACCAGAGCAGUGUUAGCAGAUGAAGAUCAAGAACCUCGUAAUAUGGAGCCAAACAUGUGUGAUGGUUGGGAUUGGUAUGAGUGGGAUAAUCUCCCUACGCCACUCUUUUGGCCUUUGGAGAAGGCGGUGCAGACCGGAUUUAAUCCUUUCCGUCCAUGAUCUAAUUAGUCCAGGGCGGAUUGAAUAUGUUAACAAAAAAUAAAAAAGAACCAAUUAAUCAAUCUACGUAAAUAAAGAUGCUAGAGAGUGUUCUGCUCCGAAUUAGUGUUGUCUGUUAAAGUUUUUUUUUCUUUUGGUAUAUGAUAAUAUAGACAGUUUGUUGCUAUUGGUUUUUUGAAUAGAUGGAUUCUCGAAGGUAUGCUUUUACUUAGAAGAAAAUCGUAAUUGGCUAUGGGGCUUUGGAAAAAUCCGAUGAUGAUUAGGAAAA